GUACCUCUUGUGGGCAGUUCCCCACUCUUUCCCCAUCACGAGAAGACUCAUUUCAGUCACACCAGGGAUGAGAGCAAAGAGAAGCUGGAGUUUUACGGCAUUAACUUAGAGCCUAACUAUUGGCCGGCAAUAAUAAGUGUACUUAAAUGUGAACACAGGAUUCAGUUGUCUAUCGUUAAGCGCAUAUCAAACGCGGCCGAAGGCUAUAAUAUGCUUAAAGCACUGGACAGGGAGGACAAGGAGGCCAUGAAAUAUGUGGUGCUUAAUUGCAAGCUCCAUAUUUCCAAGGCAUUGAUCGCGUACCACAUUCAGGACACGGCUAUGGAGAGACACACAUUUCACUACUUAUUGACUAAUUUGGUGCUGAGCGACGCCUGGGCUAAGGAAGUUCCGGCCGCUUUCAACGCCGUCAACAUAACGAGCUUCGCGUUGCCUUCAGAUCGCAAUGAGUUGAAGAAAUUGAUUCAAAUGAAGAGCUCAUCCGCUAAUGCAGUGCUCGAGGAGGAGAAGACACCUUCACUGGAGGAAAGCCUGACGUUGGACAGCACUCGCGUACUGUUGCAGGCCUUCAAUCUGAUAAUACAAUCGCAAAUCAACAUCACGAGAGCGCUGGAGACGGACACAGCGGUCGUGUCGUCGACUGUCAACUUCACGAGGAAAGUGGUGAUCGAUCCCACCUGUCCCACACUCAAGCCAUUCAAAUUUGGCGAGAUCAUUGCCAGCCAUUUGAAAAUUACAUCGAUGACUGGCAUCACCGGUAAUAUAGAGUUCCACAGCACAGGGCUUAGAAAGAAUUACACGAUUGAAGUGUUUGAGAUCAGUAAUAGUGGUAACUUUGAAAAGGAGGAGCCGUUUCUUAUGUUAAGAGCAGAUAAUGGAGAGAAUCUGAAAGGAAACGAUCGCUUCGAGGGAUUUGCGGCCGAUUUGAUGAAACAGAUCGCAGAGACACUCGGCUUUCAAUACAGAAUACAAUUAGUGAAUGACUCCAAGUAUGGGGGCUUUGACGGCAAGUCGGGCUGGAAUGGUAUGAUAGGCCAACUCAUUAGACACGAAGUGCAUAUGGCGAUCGCGCCGUUGACAAUAACCCACGAAAGGGCGUCUGUCGUGGACUUCAGUCACCCAUUCAUGACGAGCGGCAUAACCAUGAUGUUCAAGAAGCCGAGUACCGGCCCCCAGGAUAUGUUCCCAUUCGUGCGACCCCUAAGCAAGGAGGUGUGGGCGUCCAUCGUGUUGGCCGUGUUUGUGGUGACCCUCAUAUUCUACAUCGUGUCCAAGUUGUCGGUCGACAAGAAUAUUCCCGAAACCACUCAAACCGGGAACAUCUCCCUAUGCUCGAGCCUGUCCUACUCGGUCGGCGUACUGGUCUAUCAGGUGUCCGGCGUAUACCCGCACUCCAUAUCCAGUCGUAUCGUGUCGUCCGUGUGGUGGCUCUUUGUCUUCAUAGUCGUCACGUCCUAUUUGUCUAAUUUGACCGCAAACUCGGUGUUAACUAAAAUGAAGUUUACUUUGUAUCACAUUUCCGGCAAAUAUGAGACCCUAAGCGAAGGCUUUCUCUAUUACGACCAGAUGGUGGUUCCCAUCAGUUCUUUCGACGAUUUGGCCAAACAGAAUAUCAUUGAAUACGGAUUAUUAAGGAAUUCCUCGACAGAGGCCUACUUCAGGGACUCGUCGCUGACGUUGAACAGCCGGAUGUGGACCCGUAUGCGGGAAAUGAAUGAUGUUUUUGUCGAUUCUUAUAGCGAAGGCGUCCGCAAAGUGCGUGAAUCGGACGGAAAGUAUGUGUUUCUCAUGGAAUCGCCGGCUAAUGACUACAUCAACGACCGCCAGCCCUACGACCAGAUGGUGGUUCCCAUCAGUUCUUUCGACGAUUUGGCCAAACAGAAUAUCAUUGAAUACGGAUUAUUAAGGAAUUCCUCGACAGAGGCCUACUUCAGGGACUCGUCGCUGACGUUGAACAGCCGGAUGUGGACCCGUAUGCGGGAAAUGAACGAUGUUUUUGUCGAUUCUUAUAGCGAAGGCGUCCGCAAAGUGCGUGAAUCGGACGGAAAGUAUGUGUUUCUCAUGGAAUCGCCGGCUAAUGACUACAUCAACGACCGCCAGCCCUGUAAUACAUACAAAGUGGGCAAGAAUUUGAAUGUUGUUGAGUACGGCAUAGCACUGCCCCGCGGCUCACCCCUCAGAGAUAAAGUGAACCUGGCCAUUAUGGAUCUCAAAGGAAAGGGAGUUGUGGCGGUGCUCGAGAAUAAGUGGUGGAAAGACCGGUCUCAAUGCAAAUACAUAGAUAUAAAAAAACAGGAGGAAAGUAUCGAAGAGGAAGACAAGAGUUCAGCCAAAAGGCGAAUAAUUAAAGACUGAAUCCAACCGCAAAAUCAUCACUAUUUAUACAAUCAUUUGAAGC
Messenger RNA from Oppiella nova, 2398 nucleotides. The record is from the annotation of a GenBank genome assembly. NCBI's taxonomy places the organism in Eukaryota, Metazoa, Arthropoda, Arachnida, Sarcoptiformes, Oppiidae.